CUGGCCUUGUACAGGGCUGAUUUGACAACAGCAGAGAGAAUGCUGGAUGGGGAGUCCUUUGGAUUUAAGGUUGUGGAAGCAUGUUGAAUAACCCUCCUUUCUUUUCAGAGAAAAUCAAAAUGUCAGCUUCAAACUGUGAGGAUUUUAAACAGAGAAUUGGUUUAAGUGUUGAUCAAAAUCUUUAUCGUUAUAAAGCUGCAGAAAAAGCAAACCAUAUUUAGAAAAUAAAGAUUCUUCUUAUGAAAUGUGGAUUUUCUGAAGUGGUAGAUAGUACUGUUACUGGCUGCCAUGGCAUCAGUGGAACUAUCAAAACAAACGACUUUAAGCAAGGAUUUGUAUCUUCUCUGAUUUUGAUGUGCAUUCAAAGAUUGCUGUAAUGAUUUCUCUGGCCUCGGCUGUAUUGCAGCAAAAUAAAUCCCUCUUGAACAUUGCAAUAUCUUAGUGGUAUGCAAGUCAGACUUGCAGAGAUUAUGGAAUAGAGCACGUUUUCUUUUUAGCAGAUUUUACUGGGACCGUGUUCAAUGACCCAAGUCACUUCAUAACAAGAAACCAGAAUAACUACCAGUAAUAAUUGUGUUGUGCAUGAAUUGGCACUGCUCUGUUUGGAGUCUCUAGUGGUGUGUUUGCCUUAGUCUGUUGCUGAGAUAUAUUGCUGAGAUAUGCCUGGGAAAAGAGCUGCUUCACAUGGAGAAAGUUAAGUCCUUUUAUAAAAACUUUUAUUUAAGUUCAGAUGCGCCCUUCAUCUUAGUUGUUGCCAAGAAGGGACCUCCUGUGUAUGUUUUUAACUGUGGUGGAAAGCAGCAGUGUUUGUACAUGAGGUGAAUGUGAGAGUGGCUUUGUGGUGACCUGGCACGUGUCGCUCCUGUUCCAUCUCUGUCGUGAUUUGUGCAGUAGUACUGAAAACAGUUUCUGUUCAUUCCUGACCUCCUUGUACAGGCAAGUGUUACUAAAGUUACUGUAGCUGGCAGAUCCUUUUCUGGCUCUUUGAUGUGAAUGUUGCCAUGAAUUCCUGAGUGCCGUAAAUGUCUGUGUGAGACUUGGGUGCUGCAGGGCUCCUGUAUUGCUGUGGAAUAGGUUACACCUUCUCUGAAGAAUGUGAUCCCUGUGCUGCACAGUUUAAAUUGCAAGCCUGACAUUAUUAUAGGGCACUUGAAGGGUAACUCAGAGUUUACUGCUGGAAAGAAUACUCCACAGUUCUUUUGACAUUCCAUGGAUAUCCAUGAGGAUCUUUGAAGACUGGAAAAUGGUGUGUUCAGUUUUAUUUCAAGGACUACAGGAAAGUUGGCAUAGAUUUAUAUAAUGAAAUUCCAUUGCACUAGACAGAAUUCAACAAGAGGAAUAAUCCUUUGGAUAGCACAAGUGAUAGUGUCACCAUGGCAAAAAAGUGCCUUUCAUUAUUGAAGGGCAUUCAACGACAGCUUGCACUUUUACUUGCUCUGAGUUAUGAAAGAAAAAUGCAGAGAGGGUUUAAAGUAUUGGGAUUUUGGUAAUUGCAACUGUUGGGGAAACUGUAACAGGAGUUACUAAGUGAAUAGAAAGUCACCUACUUCAGACUAUCAGUAUUUUAGGUUCUUCUUUAUGUGGAUUCUAUUCAGUCUAACAUGAGUGUCUGUGAAGUGCCUUUAGUUCCUCUAGUUUUACAGAUCUCUUCAGCAAGUAUCCCAGAUGCUUAGAGGAGAAGAGAGGCUGACUAUUCUACUCUGUUAAGGAGGAAGUUACCAGAAGUUUUGAUGGGUAAAAAACCAAGGUCUGUGGGGGACAAGACUCAUGGAAGAGAGCAACACCAGCAGAGAGCGGUACUUGAAAAGUGUUUUACGGGAGCUGGUCACGUACCUGGUUUUCCUCGUGGUCCUGUGUGUCUUGACUUAUGGGACAGUGAGUUCCAGUAUGUACUAUUAUACAAGAGUUAUGUCACAGCUCUUCCUGGAAACACCUGUGUCAAAAACAGAGAGAACUGAUUUCAAAACUUUGUCCACAAUGGAUGACUUCUGGAAGUUCACAGAAGGCCCUUUGCUGGAUGGUCUUUACUGGGAGAUGUGGUACAACAACAAAACCAUGGCAGAAAACAAAAGCUUCAUUUAUUAUGAGAACCUGCUCCUCGGGGUGCCUCGCAUUCGGCAGCUGAAAGUGAGAAAUGGUUCGUGCUCCAUACCUGAAGAUUUAAAGGAUGAAAUCAAAGACUGCUAUGAUGUCUAUUCUGUAGCUAAUGAAGACACUGCUCCUUUUGGACUCAGGAAUGGAACUGCCUGGACAUACACCAAUGAGAAGGAUUUGAAUGGGAGCAGCCACUGGGGCUUGAUUGCCACAUACAGCGGGGCUGGUUAUUACCAGGACCUCUCGAGGACCAGAGAAGUGACAGCCCUGCAGAUUGCAAGCCUGAAGAAGAACCUGUGGCUGGACAGAGGGACCAGAGCAACCUUCAUUGAUUUCUCUGUGUACAAUGCAAACAUCAACCUAUUCUGCGUGGUCAGGUUGCUAGUGGAGUUUCCAGCCACUGGAGGCCUGGUUACAUCUUGGCAGUUUCAGCCUGUGAGGUUGAUUCAUUACAUCUCCACUUUUGAUUUUUUCCUGGCAGCCUGUGAAGUGUCCUUCUGUCUUUUUGUUCUGUAUUAUAUGGUGGAAGAGGUUUUAGAAAUUCGCAUUCAUAGACUGUGCUACUUCAGAAGUCUUUGGAAUUGCCUUGAUAUCCUUAUCAUUGUGCUGUCUGUGGUAGCUAUAGGAAUUAGCAUCUAUAGGACAUCAACUGUUGAUAUGCUCCUGAAGAAGCUGCUGGAAGAUCAGAACUCAUUCCCUAAUUUUGAACCCUUGGCAUAUUGGCAAAUGCAGUUCAACAACAUUGCUGCAGUCACAGUGUUUUUUGUCUGGAUUAAGCUUUUCAAAUUUGUUAACUUCAACAGAACAAUGAGCCAGUUAUCCACCACGAUGUCUCGCUGUGUCAAAGAUGUCAUUGGCUUUGCCAUUAUGUUUUUUAUUAUAUUCUUAGCAUAUGCUCAGUUGGCCUAUCUUGUCUUUGGCACUCAAAUUGAUGACUUCAGUACUUUCCAGGACUGCAUAUUUACUCAGUUCCGCAUCAUUUUGGGAGACUUCAACUUCACAGAGGUUGAAGAAGCAAAUCGAAUUUUGGGACCCAUUUAUUUCACUACAUUUGUGUUCUUUAUGUUCUUCAUUCUUUUGAACAUGUUUUUGGCCAUUAUCAAUGAUACCUACUCUGAAGUCAAAUCAGAUAUGGCACAACAGAAGGCAGAAAUGGAAUUGUCUGACCUUAUCAGGAAGGGCUACAACAAAGCCAUGAUCAAGCUUAAACUGAAGAAAACUACUGUUGAUGACAUUUCAGAAAGUCUGAGACAAGGUGGAGGAAAGCUCAAUUUUGAUGAACUGCGGCAGGAUCUCAAAGGGAAGGGGCACACAGAUGCAGAGAUUGAAGCAAUAUUUACCAAAUAUGAUCAGGAUGGGGACCAGGAAUUGACAGAGCAUGAGCAUCAGCAGAUGAGGGAUGACCUGGAGAAAGAGAGGGAGGAUCUGGACCUGGAUAGGAGCUCUCUGCCACGUCCUCUGAGCAGCCGCAGCUUCCCCCGGAGCUUGGAUGACUCUGAGGAGGAUGAGGAUGAAGACAGUGGGCACAGCUCCAGGAGGAGGGGCAGCAGCUCUAGUGGGGUUUCCUAUGAAGAGUUCCAAGUACUCAUGAGGCGGGUGGAUCGCAUGGAGCAUUCCAUCGGCAGCAUCGUCUCCAAGAUCGAUGCCGUUAUCGUCAAGCUGGAAGCCAUGGAGAGGGCCAAGCUGAAAAGGAGAGAUGUGUUGGGAAGGCUGUUAGAUGGAGUGACAGAGGAUGAAAGACUGGGCCGGGACAGCGAAAUGCACAGGGAGCAGAUGGAGCGGCUGGUGCGGGAGGAGCUGGAGCGCUGGGAGUCGGAUGACACGGCCUCCCAGAUGAGCCAUCGGCUGGGAACGCCGCUGGGGCUGAGCGGGCAGCCUCGCUCCAGGAGCUCCAGGCCAUCCUCUUCCCAGUCUGAUGGCCUCGAUGCAGCAGCAGCAGCAGCAGCUAACGGGGGCAGCAACAUCCACGUGUAGCUCUGGAGGUGAUUCCAAAUGUUCCAGGUCAGUAUUUGAGAAGAUGAAGAACUGGACACUGCAUGGCUCAAUAUGAAUCAAGCAAAUGCCACUUUAUUGCUCUCCUCUAACCCUUAUGUACAAUUUUUCUCCCCCUGCACUCCAUCAUGCAACUUCUCAUCGGUAGAAGCCUUCUUGCACUAGGCAAAGAUUUUUUUGUUAGACUUUUCCACCUUUCAUUGGCUUCCAAGUUCCUUGGCAUUCCCCUAUCACCUUCAGCUCUUCUUGUCUUGCCCCUUGUUUUCUUGUUAGGCUGCAGCUGUUCUUAUCUCUUUUUCAAGAGCAAAGCUACAGGCCUAGCUCAGGCUCAUAAAAACACUCUUAUGGGAUGUGUUAGCUACAUAUCUGUAUCACUACGUUGUUCACUACAUAUCCUUUUUUCCCUAAAAGCAUUCCCAUAAGUAUUCAGCCAACAAAUCCCCCAGCAUGACAGGAUGGUUCUGAUCAGACCACUGAGGACAUUUCACUGGUGGGGAAAAAGGUAAAUAUUCACUCCAGAAAUCAUUUUGAGGCCUGUGUAAGCCAUGUGUAAUGCCAGCAGUGAGAGUGAAACAGCCUUGGAAACUGAAUGGAUAUCAGGUGGGACAAAAUCUACCAGGACAAAAAUCUGAUUCUU
Sturnus vulgaris (Common starling) is the source of this 4723-nucleotide messenger RNA. The record is from RefSeq and is a predicted model, not a curated record. Lineage: Eukaryota; Metazoa; Chordata; Aves; Passeriformes; Sturnidae.